GUUUAAUUUGUAAGGUGAUUUCCCAUGAUCCAACACACACGGCACAGACCCAAACCGGAAGUGAUGCGGAACUGAUGAAAACAGUAAAUAAAAAAACAUCGGCAGUCCGUGCUUCCUUUUAACACGGGGAAUAUAAGCAGCGACGAUGACAAACGUGUACUCUUUCGACGGAAUUCUUGUAUUUGGAAUUCUCUUCGUUUGCACAUGCGCAUACCUCAAGAAGGUCCCUCGCCUAAACACUUGGCUCUUGUCUGAGAAGAAGGGCGUCUGGGGCGUGUUUUACAAAGCUGCAGUGAUAGGAACAAGGCUUCAUAUUGCUGUUGCAGCGCUGUGUUUGUGUAUGGCAUUUUACCUGAUUUUUCUGAAAUGACCUGGAUGGAUCAGUUUUAUGGACACUGGACUAUUGAAUGCCAAAAGAAAUGUAAUACUGGCAAAUAUUGCCAGCAACUGAUGAAGAUGGUGCUCCACCUGCUUCCGAUGUUGGUUGAAGCAUCAGCACAACUUUGACUUAAGACCUGCUUUGCAUUUUGUAAAUGUUAAGGUUAAGAUUGAAUUUUGGGGACUUUGAUCUUUGAUCAACGUAAUAUUGGUUAUUAGUAAUGGUGAGAAAAAAAUACAUUCAAAGUUAUGGAGCUUGGGGAUGCAGACUUCACUUGUGUACAAACUACAUUUUCUUUCUUGUGUUUUUUCCUUUACAAACGCAGAAGUUAUACUUGGACUUAUAGGGGUAUUUAAACAAGCGUUAGGAAAAAUAUUAUCUUACAAUUAUUCAUUUUUCUUUAAUUAACAAAGUUUAGAUAAUAUUUCAAGGUUUUGGUAUUAUCAUAGCAUGUCAAGUGACCCCAACUAUUUAUAAUAAAGUUCUACAAGAUCUGUAAUUGCUGCUUUUCGUUCCAUAGAUAAAUGUACAGAUUUUAAUGCUUAAGUAGCGGAGGAUUUUUUCGAAUUUUAGAAAAGAACCGCCUUCUCCACUUUUUAAAGAAAUGCAAUUGCGCAACACUCCUGAUUGACAACUAGGAGGACCAAUAGUCUUGAUGAUCCACCCGGAAAAAGAAAAUCCUCCGCAAUACCUUUAAGUUUUUUUAAUGGAAAACCACGCCCAAUGUUAAGAAUCAGAAUUUUAGAUUAUUUUUGGGAUAACUUACUUACGUAAUGCAUUAAUAGUUAAUUUGAUUCCUUUUACAUUCACAAUAAUGCCACCAAAGGACCAAGGUAACAUAAUGUAUGUCACAGCAAAGGCUUCUUGACAUACUAUUAAUCAUAAAGGAAUUUAUUUAAAUGGUAUUAAUUUGAUAAUAAUUGUGUUAUUACACAGUUGUUAAACAUACAGAAUAUAGACCCUAUAAUCUGAUUGAACUGUGUUUAUAAUGCAAUAAUGUAACAUUUAUGAGUACCAAUUAGGCCUAAAGAUGCAAAAACCACAAUAUAAGUGUCACUUCUGUCUUAAUAGGGAAACUGGGGAAGUAUGUAUAUUAUUUAUGAAAUAAAGUUGGAAGUAUAAACACUACAAAAGGGGUUUCAGCUUUAAUUUUCAUGAUGAAUAAGACUCUUUUUCUUGUAUCUGUCUUCUUUUUAUUACCCAAACAGAAGUGUACAAGCACAGAUGUUCUUUUAAAUGAUGUGUGUCAUGUAACACAAAACAAAGUCUUUAAUCUGUUCCCCCUGUAUCCCCAUGCAUAAAAACUACUCUGUAUCUAAAUAUAAGGAUAGAUGUUGAAUGUUUAGAUUUUUUUAAAUGUGUCAUAGCAAAUAUUUUAUAGUAAACCCUAUGCAACUCAAUAUUAAUGUUUAAGGGUAAGGUUUUAUUAAAUAGCAAUACACUUGUGUAUUGAUUUGG
Misgurnus anguillicaudatus (oriental weatherfish) is the source of this 1837-nucleotide messenger RNA. It is a transcript of the gene tmem167b, whose product is annotated as transmembrane protein 167B. The record is from RefSeq and is a predicted model, not a curated record. NCBI's taxonomy places the organism in Eukaryota, Metazoa, Chordata, Actinopteri, Cypriniformes, Cobitidae.